UUCUCCCAUUUCUCCCAUUGCACCCUCUCGUCGGGAGCCUUUGAAGUGGCCUGGCAGUUGACGUCGCUCGGCCGACAGACGAAACAACUUGUCCACUUGCCGGACCUCGAGGCCGUUUCACUUCGUCUCCGUUUGGCCGGUCGCCGCGACGCCGGCCCCGACGAGUCGUCAAGGCCGGGCCGAGACAACUGCUGCCUCGGAUCCGUCUCAAUUCACGGCCACCAUCGUCAAGCCGGCCUCGCACCAAUUCGACAAUCUCGUCCCGCGCGCCCGUCUCGAUUACCACUUUUGGUGGAGAAGUUUGCCGAAAUUUCGUUUCGACUCACGACACGAAUGGAGAGGGUUGAUAAGUUGGCCCUUGACCGGAGGUGA
Molecule: messenger RNA, 372 nt
Organism: Protopolystoma xenopodis
Lineage: Eukaryota; Metazoa; Platyhelminthes; Monogenea; Polystomatidea; Polystomatidae
Source: the annotation of a GenBank genome assembly